Molecule: messenger RNA, 993 nt
Organism: Spodoptera littoralis (African cotton leafworm)
Lineage: Eukaryota; Metazoa; Arthropoda; Insecta; Lepidoptera; Noctuidae
Source: the annotation of a GenBank genome assembly
AUGUUUUCUCCAAGCAGCAGGCACUUGCUCUUUUCAACGCAGUUGAGGCGUCUUCAGAGCACCUUGGUAGUAGCAGAGCACAACAAUGAAGUUCUGUCACCGGCCACACAGAACACUUUGAGUGCUGCCAAGAAGAUUGGUGGUGAUGUGGCUGUGCUGGUAGCUGGCACCAAAUGUGGACCCGCAGCCCAAGCAGUAGCUAAAGCAAAUGGCAUUUCCAAAGUGUUGGUAGCUGAAAGUGAUACAUUCAAGGGCCUCACUCCUGAGACUCUGACCCCUCUCAUCUUGGCCACCCAGAAACAGUUCAACUUCACCCACAUUCUGGCCCCAGCCACUGCUUUCGGCAAGGCUGUUCUACCCAGAGUAGCUGCCAAACUUGAUGUCUCACCCAUCACUGAUAUCAUUGGAGUUAAGGAUGCUAACACCUUCAUCAGAACUAUCUAUGCAGGUAAUGCAGUCCUCACAUUGGAAGCUAAGGAUGCUAUCAAGGUGAUCACUGUCCGUAGCACAGCAUUCCCUCCUGAACCCCUGGAAGGUGGCUCUGCAGCUGUAGACAAGGCACCAGAGGGUGACUACAAGACUGACCUCGUACAGUUUGUCUCUCAGGAGCUUGCCAAGUCUGACCGACCUGAACUCACCAGUGCCAAGAACAUUGUUGCGGGUGGUCGUGGUCUGAAGUCAGGCGAUAACUUCAAGUUAUUGUAUGACCUUGCCGACAAGUUGAACGCCGCAGUGGGUGCCUCCAGAGCAGCCGUAGACGCUGGCUUCGUAGCCAACGACCUGCAAAUCGGUCAGACCGGCAAGAUUGUUGCACCUGAUCUAUACAUCGCUGUAGGUAUCAGUGGUGCUAUCCAGCAUUUGGCUGGUAUGAAGGACUCCAAGACUAUUGUCGCUAUCAACAAGGACCCUGAAGCACCUAUCUUCCAGGUCAGUGACUAUGGUCUGGUAGCCGAUUUGUUCAAGGCGGUUCCUGAGCUCACUGGCAAGCUGUAA